Fusarium musae is the source of this 576-nucleotide messenger RNA. RefSeq lists its product as uncharacterized. The record is from RefSeq and is a predicted model, not a curated record. Bases 1 to 576 code for a protein of 191 amino acids. The transcript has a single exon. Lineage: Eukaryota; Fungi; Ascomycota; Sordariomycetes; Hypocreales; Nectriaceae.
AUGUCUUCCAACAUGUUUCAGUGCGAAUCUCUCGCGCACCGAGAUUCUUUCCGCCUCCUUCAUCUGGAGCCUAGUCCCAACCACAGCGCAGAUCUCAAGGGUUCGUUACAUCACGCUAUACUCUCAGACUGUGGCUAUGACCUGAUCGAGCCCUACACCGCUUUAUCCUACGUCUGGGGCGAUGUAAGCCAGAAGGGAGCGAUACACCUAGGUGAUAAUGCCAAAGAAAUCACGGCGAGCCUGGAAGCUGCUCUCCGAGACUUGCGUGACAAGAGCCGAGUUUGUCGGAUAUGGGCUGAUGCUUUGUGCAUCGAUCAGUCAAAUAAUGCCGAAAAGGGAGUGCAGGUCGCACUCAUGGGGAGGAUUUAUACUACUGCGCAUCAUACUGUAAUUCAUCUCGGCAAGUCGCCUCCGGGAUUUGAGAAAUUGUUCAUGGAUCUCAGAGCUCAAAGUCAGACAACGAUGCAUGGGAACAUGUCGACCCUUAGGCGGCUUUCAUUGACUGCGGAUGAGAUCGAUGGGAUGCGACGCAACCUCCUAUCGAAGCCAUGGUUCCGCAGAGUCUGGGUUUUCUAA